This is a messenger RNA of Nipponia nippon (crested ibis), 2262 nucleotides long. NCBI's taxonomy places the organism in Eukaryota, Metazoa, Chordata, Aves, Pelecaniformes, Threskiornithidae. The record is from RefSeq and is a predicted model, not a curated record.
AGGAUGACUGGAAGGAGUUUGAGCAAAAGGAAGAAAUUGAUUAUAGUGGUCUUAGAGUUCAGUCCAUGCAAAUAAGUGAAAAAGAAGAUGAUGAAAGUGAAAAAAGAGAAGAACCUGGUGACAACUGGGAGGAGACUGGUGGUGGUGUAGACAGAUCAUCUGGUCCUUGGAACAAGUCAGCUCCUGCACCAGCACCUGUUGUUGAACCAAUUGUUACAGAAACCCCAGAACCAGUUCAGACUGGUGGUGUAUACAGGCCGCCUGGUGCCAGGGAGGGCGGCAGGCCACGGAGAGCACAGCAAGGACCACCAGAAAUAUAUAGUGAUACGCAGUUUCCAUCACUGCAGUCCACCGCCAAGCUUGUAGACAGUCGAAAAUACUGAGCCUUCGUAAAGGUUGACUACCUCAGACUUGCUGCACUCAUUGUGGACACCAUGUGGAUCACAACUUCUGGAAGAGAAGGUUACAGCUGUUUUAGUGGCCAUCUGAAACUUGAAACCAGCUCUACUGGAUUCCUGUCAGAAAUCCUGCAGAAGUCAGCCAUUUGGUUCCAAUUUGCUAUAACAAAGAUUUAAGUGACCUUAAUGACAAACCUAUUCUAUUCCCCUGCUGAGGAAUCCUGUCAUGUGUAGCCAUAGCCUACUAGAGACUUCUGGAGUGUACCAUACCACUCAUACUAUCCAAGCAUAACAGAGCUGUAGUUGGUUUACCUUUUUAGAUAGCUGUACUGAAGUAACUGCAAAACAAAUUAAAACUCAUUCAGUAUCAGAUUUGAGGAAUGAUGAGUUUGAAUGGUCUGUUUGCAUUAGCCAUUUUCACAGUUGUCUGUUUAAGCUUUUUUUUUUCCUAUUCUCCACAAAAAAAUGCUUGCCUUGUUUCUGGUAUCAAAUUGCAGCAUAUUUAAAUAACGAUGAGCUGUUGUAGUGAAAUAGGAUUUAUUUUGAUUUUCAUCAUGAGGUUUGUCUGUCUCACCCUAAAGCACUAAGACUUAAGAGUUUUGAUUUGACACAGAGGUAUCCAGACUCCCAACUACAGUCUUCAGAAUUUGUCUUUUAAAAAUGAGAUACGUGGCAGUAGCAAUACUAGAUAAAAAUUUCUCCUCUAUUACAAAUAGUUAUUUGUUGAAGGGUAACGGUUACUUGAUAACCAAAAUAACUUAGUAUGCAAAGGGAUAACUAAAGCUGGUAAGCCUUAUUUGUUUGGCUACUUCUGUGAAGCAUGCAGGCUUUUUGAGGCAGAAAUCCUCUAAGUAAAACUCAUUAAUGGUGUUUAUUCAAAGUCAGGAAAUUUAGUAACAAUGGAAGACAGUGACUUCUUCAAGUUGUUGUCAUCUCUGACUUAAUUUCGUGGAAGUAGGCAAAAUGGCACUGAUCUACUAAGAAUAUAGGACAUUGCCUGUAACUCUGAUUUGAUGAAUGAAACCUGUCAAGUACCAAAAGCGUCCUGCUGUAACUGUUUUUCUCUUCUCUGAAUUCUUACACCAGAAGCAAAAUGAAGUACAAUAGUGGCGUGCUCCAGUGUUGAGGUUUCUCAGAGUAAAUGCCAAAAAAUAGACCCAACAUCCAUAAGAGUUGCCAAUGGCAAGAAAAACAAGGGAACAAAACAAAACUUGCUUACAUGUGUGGGAGUACUGUGUAUGUGCAGAAGAUGAGGAUAGUGCAGGAAUCGCCUAGUUGGGUUCCCUUUGACUAACUGUUGACUCGCUUUAAAUCUCCUUCUCUGAGGCCAAUGGGAAUCUUGCUGUUGACUUCAGUGGGGCUGGGGUUUCACCUGGUUCCUUUGUGCACAGACUAAAACUGGCCUUGCCCUUGCAGAGUUAACUGUCUCUAAAACUUCUGCUAGAAGCUGCUAUUAAAGAGAGGGCUCAAGAGACUGUUCUUUAAAGUUGGAGACUUCAUUUGGAAACAAAACCCCACUGAAAGCCUGAUCCCAAUCCCUUGGACUCUGAGCCAUGUAUCUUCCUUGAAAAUACAUUGUUGCCAGCAAAACUGUUGAUUUGUCAGUAAAGAUUUUCUGUGGUAUUCAUGGUAAAUGGACAUGUCGCUUGAUGUGGUAGAAAUGUGAAAUCUUAAAAACACUUUUCCUCGUUCUCUGAAGCGAUUGAGAUCACCAAUGCACAUGAAUCAAGUUUUAGUCUACUGUGUGAAGGGUAGAUGAGACUGUCCAUUGUACCGUCUUUAUUUGAGGUUUUGGGAAUGAAUUCUGGCAGUUCAAGAAAACCUGUAACAGUUUCAAAUUAAAUAAAAUGGAAAUAUACAUGGA